This is a messenger RNA of Rhopilema esculentum, 1152 nucleotides long. RefSeq names its product HUWE1-associated protein modifying stress responses. The record is from RefSeq and is a predicted model, not a curated record. Lineage: Eukaryota; Metazoa; Cnidaria; Scyphozoa; Rhizostomeae; Rhizostomatidae.
UGCAUUUUUGCAACACACAAACAGUAAGGACGGAAAGGGCAGAUAUGCGGAGAGAGUCAGUAGCUACGUAAUAUGACUUAAAACUGACAACUGUUUGAUUUUGGGAAUGGAAGACUCUAAUAAGGAUAACGAGUGUCCAUUUAUCGACCCAUGGUAUAGCUACAGCACUUGGGAAAGGGACUGUAUUCAGCAUCUUGAAGCUGAACCGGAUGUGGAGGCCAGGUUGAUGGCAGAGAAACAGGCAAUCUUAGACAAUUUAUGGGCUUCUUUUCAAAACGCCGCAAAAUCUGUCGCACAACUUUACAAGGAUCGCACAGUAUGUCGAUGUUGUAAUUCAGGCAACUCACACACCAAGCCAUGGACCCCUUUUCAAGAAGCUGCCAACAAAGUUACUUUGUUAUACAAAGACGGGAGUGAAGCGUUUACACGUGCUUGUGAAUAUGGAAAGCAAAUAGGUUAUCAAAAAAGAAAUAAAGAUGUUCUAAAAUGGGCAAAGACAAGACGCAAACAUGUGCGACGGGAAGAUUUAAUUUCAUUUCUGUGCGGAAGAACAUCACCAAGACGACGGCAAUCGGACUCGCGAACUGGCCUAGCAGCUUUAUCAGUUUCACCUAAACCGUCUGCUGAAGAUAUGUUCUCCGCACGCACAGAGUGCAUUGCCAACGAGCUAAGCGAUGCAAUGAACCAAAUCGAUGUCCGAAAACGUAACUUUUCGUCCGAUAUUAUCAUGGAGUCGCCCAAUCACAAACGACAAAGAUUCUGUUAGUACGGACAUUUUGUUGCUUUUCGAUUUUCCUAUAGAUAUUAUGUGUAUUUACAUCUGGGUGUCAGUGUAAAUUUCGUCAAUGUUGUGUGCCAUGGCCGGUAAUGCAUGAGCAUUUCAAGUACCGUCCGUGCGGUUGUGACGUAACAUCGUUGUUAGAUUUCGACUUCUCAGUAUAUUGUUAUUCCUUUUGCAUGGAAAUUGCUGUUUAAAGUUUGUUUAAAAUCUAAAAAAACAGUUAAUUUCGGUAUGUUUUUUGUCAACCCACUUAGUUAUAUAAUUUUUCCAACAGCUGUUGUUUUAGGGAAUCAAGAACUUUCACUUGUAACAUUGUAGGCAUCCGUUGAUAAAAAAGAUGUAGUGUCAACCAGAUAUAAUUAUCCUUUAAA